UUGCUGUUUGUGAAACAAGCGAGACUAAAUUUCCGUAUGAUGAAAGACAGAGAUAUGCUUAUGAAUAGCAGUGUUGAGUUUGGUGAGCGUAUUUACGAGCUUUUCUCAGAAGGGAACUGGAGUGAAAUACAGAGCUUUUACGAGGAACAGAGUUUUCAGGUUUGCAUACCUCUUAAUCAUUUGGGAGAUACGGCUCUUCAUCUUGCAGCAUACAGUCAAGACAUGAAAUUGGUGGAAUCCCUGCUGAACAUAGUGUAUGUUGAAGACAAACAAUUUUCAUCGACUCCAGUAGAUGAACAAGAUGGCUUGAAACUCUCCUUAAAGAAUAAAUUUGGAAACACACCACUCCAUGAGGCAGCUUCGACAGGAAAUGUAAAAUUGGUAGAGCUGAUGUUGGGUUUUGAAGAGAAGAGGCGACUGAUGACGAAUACUAGAAACAAGGACGAUCAGACACCUUUCUUUAUGGCUGCAAUUUAUGGCAAGACCGAGUUGAUCAAAACUUGGGUGGAAAAGCUUAACAACAUAGAAAGACAUGUCAAGACUGAACACUCCACCAUGCUUCAUGAGGCUAUUCGCGGGUAUUACUUUGACACAGCUCUGGAAUUAUUAGACAAAAAAUACUGCAUACCGAAGGAUCAGAAAGAUUUAUAUGGCAUGACCUGCUUUCAGCUGCUAGCUGACAUUCCCAACGCUUUCAAGAGUGGAUACUCCUUUGGCUUCUUGGAGAAACUGAUUUAUGACGGCCUUCCAGUUCCAAAAGAUAUGGAUGCAAGUGUAAACAACGAUGUAUCUCGGGGCAAUCCAGACACACAUCAUGGAUUCCUAAGAGUCCAAUGUCUAAGAAACAUGAAGAAGAAUCAUGGCAGAGUGAUGAAGCUUACCAAAACUCUGGCUGAAGAAGACAAGUCAUGGCAGGGUCAUAAUACUACUGAUGGUCAGAGUGAUACUGCAGCUGCAAAGAAUGACACUCCACUUAUUGCAGCUGCAAAGAAUGGGAUCGUAGAGAUUGUUGAGGCCAUCUUAGAUGUGUUCCCACAGGCCAUCGAGCAUGAAAACCACAAAGGAGAAAAUGUGUUUCAUGUUGCUGUGAAGAAUCGCAGGAAAAAUGUUUUGGUUCUUCUCGAAGAUAAGAAAUUUAAUUAUCCGAUCGCGAGGCACGUUCGGAAGUUCGAUAAAGCUGAUAAUGGUAUUAUACAUAAAGCUGCAUACAAGACUGAUAUUUCCUCAAGGGAGAGGCCCGGGGAAGCCCUUUGCUUGCAGUCAGAUAUUCAGUGGUUUGAGAGAGUGAGGAAAAUGGUGCCUGCACAUCAUAUCAACCAGAAAAAUAAAAAAGGAGAUACGCCUCAAGCUUUGUUCACAAAACAGCAUGAAGAACUGGUGAAGGAAGGCCGAGAGUGGUUGAUCAGAACAACAAACUCAUGCAUUGUAGUUGCAGUUCUUAUUGCAACUGUUGCUUUUACAAGUAUCUACACCGUGCCUGGCGGUUCUGAUAAGAAUGGCAAGCCGUUGCUCCUCAACACAACUGCAUUCACGAUCUUCACAGCAUCAGAUGUGGCAGCUCUUUGUUUUGCUUUCACCUCAGUCGUGGUGUUUCUAUCCAUUACUACGUCCAAAAUGAAUGAGCAAGAUUUCAGGAUAUCUCUGCCUCUGAAGCUUGUUUUGGGGCUAAGCAUGCUGUUUUUUUCUGUGACAGCAUUGAUGAUUGGUUUUGCCGCUACUCUUGUCAUUACAAUAAGGCACAGGGUACAUCAGGCUGCUGCUCCCAUCAUUGCCAUUGCUUGUUUUCCUGUCGCCUUUUUCCUCCUUCUCCAGCUUCCUCUCUAUACCAAUAUUACUUGGUUUACCUUAAAGGACUUGGUGCGCAGCCUCAUUCAUCUUCUUCCUCUGAAAAAAUGUCAGCCUCGACCAUGA
This is a messenger RNA of Fragaria vesca subsp. vesca, 1911 nucleotides long. RefSeq lists its product as uncharacterized. Bases 37 to 1911 code for a protein of 624 amino acids. NCBI's taxonomy places the organism in Eukaryota, Viridiplantae, Streptophyta, Magnoliopsida, Rosales, Rosaceae. The record is from RefSeq and is a predicted model, not a curated record. The transcript is spliced from 5 exons. Gene Ontology annotation, molecular function: protein binding.